AUGGCAGGGAUUAGAGCUCUGUUUUACUAUCUACCUCUUGCACUCCCAAUUUAUAUCAAGACGGGUGCCAUUGAACGCAAGGCUCGAAAGCCAAAGCCCAAGGGACAUUAUAUGGACAUCAUCAGUCAACCAUCACAGGAUAUCAAACCGAAUCUUGAACCCUCAACGCUUCGAGCCAUGCAGCGGGUGGAGAAUAACUACAAGGAAUUUGUCUUGGAGAACCUUAAACCACCCUGCCCAAAUCACUGGCUUAAAAAUUUGACCAUUAAUGUCAUCGAGGCUUUCCUACGCUGGUAUCUUGAUUGUCAUAAUGUGGGAUCCCUGCCAGGUUUCCUCGUGUUGGUCCGCUUCUGGAGGAUAUAUUACUGCUACGAGCUGGAUAUGGAUUUCCCUUAUCAUUUGAAACGAAAGACUAAGGAGUUAAUCUGUACGGUUCUCAAGUUUGACUAUGGACUCUGUGAGAUGGCCAAACUUCAACCACCUAUCAACCCAGAUGAUCUUUUUGCUCUUUUGUAUCAUGCUGUUGCUAUAUCCCAGGUGUACUUUCCAACCCAGAGGCAAAGAACCCAGCAUGGGACGAUUCGGAAAAUGAUGACAGGUACAUCCGCUCGGCCUGGAACACUUCUUGAAAGCUCAGGGUAUUGCCGAACAAAUGAUUCACUUCUCUGGGGAGAUAUUGAGCUUUUCAUGGUUAUGGAUCCUGAACAUCCAACCUGUCAAGUCCUCCUUAUGAGAGUAAAACACCGUCUCAAUAAGCGCAAGAGAAACAAGGGAGUACCGCCAAUCUACUCCUAUACUGAGCGAAACGAUAAUCUAGGAUACUGUGUGAUUCAAGACAUACUAGAUUUUGCAUUCGAGGAUGAUGCUUUUGCAAGUGAAUACAUCAAAGAACCUUGGGAUAUCUGGCGGCAUACCAAAGUCCCGGAACACAGGAAGAGCGUUCCAAUCCAUAUCAAGAAGGAAAUGUGGAGAAUACUGGUUUUCCGACCUGGAGUUCAAAAUGAAGAGGGAAAAUGGAUCACCCAUCCAACAAGAGCUCUAACAGCAAAACAAUUUGGUGAGGAUGAAAACAAUCUUUCUCGAGCCACCGGCAUGGAGAAAGUUGAAAAUUUGACUGAGCACCAGCACAAUCAUGUCAUGGGCCAUACCAAAGGCGAGAUCUUCCGCGCAUAUGUGAACCCUUACGCGGGCGACACACAGUCGAUAUAUCUAGGAACACCAACCAGCGAAGCCCUGAACAAAUUAUCCACUCAUGCAAGCCUUACACGCGACCCAGCUGCACCACAGUGUCUGACUAAGGAGCAGAAGGAAGCGGUUGAGAACUAUCCAGAGCUAAUUCAGGCUAAGCAAGAGCAUCACAAUUGUAAACAACAGCUAGUCCUAUGGUAUGGAAAAAUACAGAAGGCAGCGGGAACUCUAGAAGCGCAGGAAUAUGUGAAGAUUAAUUGGUUAGUUCGAGCCACACACAAGAAACUGCAGAAAUGUGCCUUCGAGCAAGUUCGAGACCUGCUGGAGGAUCGGAUCAAGUCACUGGAGCUUCAUCUUGAACUCCAUCAUCUCCAUGUCCCCAAAAACCUGUUAGGAAAAGUUGUUCCAACGGAGCUGGCGCGACAUUGUCCAUUUCCAGUCAACUUUCCUCCCCAAAGCCCGACUGGGCUGCAAUGCCCUGAGUGUCUAAGCAAUGGAGACUAUCACCCAGCAGCGCGGCAGUUUAGUUUCGCCAGCAGAUAUAACCUGAAGGAUCACAUUGACUGCAUGCACCUAGCAAAAAAAGACUUCUUGAAGGUGGUGAUGUGCGGUUAUCCUGGUUUUACUGUACCUGGCAUCCAGCUCCCUGGUGCAUGA
Coccidioides immitis RS is the source of this 1845-nucleotide messenger RNA. Its product is annotated as FluG domain-containing protein. Bases 1 to 1845 code for a protein of 614 amino acids. The record is from RefSeq and is a predicted model, not a curated record. NCBI's taxonomy places the organism in Eukaryota, Fungi, Ascomycota, Eurotiomycetes, Onygenales, Onygenaceae. The transcript has 8 exons.